AUGAAUGUCCAACAACAAAUCGUUGAUACAUUUUAUUUGAAGACGAAGGAUUACUUCCUUUUCGAUAUAUUCGUUCUUAAUCCAAACGAUAUAGUUGCUGGACAAAGGUAUAGUAUUGAUAUCUUUAUGGAUCAAACCGACCAAUACGAUUAUCUUAUUCAACGAUGCAGUUAUAAUAAUAAAUAUUAUUUUAUCGAUGAUAACAGUUGCCUUAUUGUAAACGAAUAUUUCAUACAAAAGUGGGAAACUGAUCACUAUUAUGAAUAUCCUGGAUCAAUUAAGAGGACAAUAAUACAUUUUAUAGCUCCAGAAGAACUCAGUUAUCUUCAUUGUCAAAUUAAACACAUUCAAUGUUGUGGAUGUGCUGAGCGUGCAUGCGAGUUCAACAUUCUUCCAUUACUCGAGAAUUAUCACUAUAAUAAUAUAAAUAUUGAAAUGAUCGGAAAUUCUCAUCCAUUUAUCUACAAUGAUUUAAGUAUAUUUGAAAGAUUAUGAAAAAAACGUGAUUCGAUAAAAGAUUUUGGUAAUAUUAACGAUAAUGAAGAUAAUAGAAAAAUUGAUAAUUUUAAUACGAUGACAACUGCACCAAAUGUAAGUCCAUCACAUACGGCUGAAUUAAUUAGAAAUGGUCGUGGGACACCAUUUUCUGGAAAAAAAGUUAUCAUAAAUGAUAAUAGUGGAAUGACAACAAUACCAAGUGGUAGUGAUAAUCGAAUAAGGCAACCUGAAAAUCACAUAAUAAAUAGACAAAAGAUGUAUUCAAAAGAGAGAAGUUAUAAUAUAAGCGAUAACCGAGGAGAAAUAAUCGAAGAAGGUAUUGAUCAUGCAAAAUUUGGUUUUAAUGCUACAAAUGUUUAA
Molecule: messenger RNA, 858 nt
Organism: Dracunculus medinensis (Guinea worm)
Lineage: Eukaryota; Metazoa; Nematoda; Chromadorea; Rhabditida; Dracunculidae
Source: the annotation of a GenBank genome assembly